UUUAAGAGAGCAAUUUAAAUUGGUCGACGAAAAGAUGUCUCGAUUUACGUUAAGCUUGCUGAUUUUUGUACUGAUUGUUAACUCAGCUCUGUCGCAGCUGGCACAACGUUUUAAAGGAAACAAUAUUGAACUGGAGCCCACUGCUGAUAACAAAUACCAUUUGAUAAUUCGUCAUUCAGAUGGAACUAUGAUUGAGUUGUUCGUGGAGAAGACUGAUAUCGGCAAGUUUGAAGUGAAGGGAAGACUCGAACAGGCAACAUAUAUCCGAUAUGCGAAGCACGGAGUACGCACUGAUUCUGCAUCUUCAGCACGACUUGCUGAUGAUACCGCAGCCGAUUUUGUUAUGGAAAGGCCUAUCUGAAAGGUUGCUCCACCUCAGCUUGGUAACCUAAGACCUAAGAAGUAGGCCAACUCUUAGUAGUCAAACUUUUUUAUACCCUUGUAAGGAGUAUAAUAAUUUUGUCGUGAAGUUUGCAACGAAUUUAUUUAUAUUGUAUAUUUAUUAUAUACACAUUUUUAGCACACAUUAAAUAAAUAAAUAAAAUAGAU
Drosophila grimshawi is the source of this 549-nucleotide messenger RNA. RefSeq lists its product as uncharacterized. Bases 35 to 361 code for a protein of 108 amino acids. The transcript has 3 exons. The record is from RefSeq and is a predicted model, not a curated record. Lineage: Eukaryota; Metazoa; Arthropoda; Insecta; Diptera; Drosophilidae.